Erpetoichthys calabaricus (reedfish) is the source of this 2233-nucleotide messenger RNA. Its product is annotated as mitochondrial translational release factor 1. The transcript has 10 exons. NCBI's taxonomy places the organism in Eukaryota, Metazoa, Chordata, Cladistia, Polypteriformes, Polypteridae. The record is from RefSeq and is a predicted model, not a curated record. Bases 361 to 1680 code for a protein of 439 amino acids. Gene Ontology annotation, biological process: translational termination. Gene Ontology annotation, molecular function: translation release factor activity.
UUUUGUUAAGUCUUUCAUAGAGAGACAGAGGGGGUUUCUACGAGGACAGAUGUUUACAAACCGAUUAAUCAAAAUCGAAAGAAUCGCCUAUAUUUCUUGCUACUGAUUAUUUAUUCUCGAGUGUAGCCUUCGUCGGCUCUUACAUGUGCAAGUAAUUUAUCUAUUAAGACUACGGUACUCACAUUAAAGAUUAUCCCAAACCUACCCCAAGCUGAUAACAUUUCGCGCUAUUAAAUAGAACCGCACCGGUAAUUGAAGCUCCUACGUAUUAACCGUUCGGACCCUUGAUGAAUCUUUUAAGACACGGACGUCGACGUAAGCUGCCUUUGAAGACGCCUGCUCAGAGGUUUGAAAUUAAGAAUGAAACACUGCCUAUCGUUUAUAGGCUGUCAUCUCUUCAAGAUUCAUGUCUUUCAACAUGCCACAAAGAUGCAAAGCCUGUGGCCUCUGAGGCAUUAUUAUCAGCUUCCAUACAAGUGGCCUGCAGGCUUUCCUUUUAGCCUGCUAAAACAACCAAGAAGACAAUGUCAUCAUGAACUCUUGGAUGUAUUACAACAAGAUGGUGUUAAAAGGUACCUAGAUAGUUUGAUUAGAGAACACAGGCAGGUUACCCAGAAUCUAAAUUACAGUGCCUUAAAUGAAGCUGAGCGGAGAACACUCAACAGGAGGCAGAUUGAGCUGUCACCCACAGUCACAGUUUUUCAAGAGACUGAAUCCUUGCUCAAAGACCUCAAGGAAGUAGAGGUUAUCCUUCAAAGUGCAGAGAAAGCAGAAGACAGGCAAAUGAUUGAUCUUGCAAAAGAUGAACAGGAAAAAAUCAAAAGGCAGAUUGAAUCACUCCAGAGAACACUGCUGCAGAGCUUGAUUCCUCAAGAAAAACAUGACAACUGUGAUGUGAUUCUGGAGGUGGUCUCUGGUAGAACUACAGGAGGAGAUAUAUGCCAACAGUUUACCAAAGAAAUAUUUGAAAUGUAUCAGAAAUUUGCUGACUUCAAACAGUGGACUUUUGAAAUAUUAAACAUCAGUCCUGCAGAAUAUGGGGGGCUACAUCAUGCUGCUGCUCGUAUUUCUGGCGAGAGUGUCUACAAGCAUUUAAAAUUUGAAGGUGGAAUUCAUCGAGUGCAAAGAAUUCCUGAAACGGGGCUAUCCUCUCGAAUGCAACGUAUUCAUACGGGAACCAUGACUGUCAUUGUAUUACCACAGCCAGAAGAGGUAGACAUAAAAAUAGAUCCAAAGGAUUUAAGAAUUGACACCUUCAGAGCAAAAGGAGCAGGUGGGCAGAGUGUAAAUACAACAGACAGUGCCGUUAGAGUGAUUCAUAUUCCUACAGGAAUAAGCGUUGAGUGCCAGCAGGAACGCUCCCAGCUACAAAACAGAAACACUGCAAUAAGAGUGUUAAGAGCAAAACUUUUUCAACUGUGCCUAGAAAAGGAUACACAGCAGAGACAGACCUCUCGGAAUCUCCAGGUAGGAACAAGGUCACAAUCUGAAAGAAUUCGUACAUAUAAUUUUACACAAGACAGAGUGACAGACCACAGGAUUUCUUAUGUAGCCCGAGACAUUAAGGAGUUUCUGAGUGGUGGAGAGGUGCUAGAGAAGUUUAUAAAUGAACUGUUGAAAUCUGCAGAAAUCGAGGCCCUUCUUGAGCUGGUGAAUUAUAACAGCACAAAGACACCAUAACACAACAGUGACUGAGCGACUGCCAUCCCAGUGGAAAAACAGAAGAUGAACCUGAGAGAUGAGUCUUUUAUUUGUGGUAAAACUUCUAGCAGUCAGUGCUGUGUGGGUGAGACUCAUUAACCUUUCCUAUCAAACAUUUAUAAAUGAAAAAUUAUUUAAACAUUUUCACAGUGCUAGGUUUUCUCUUGUUGAAAAAACUUACUACUGUCAUUAGCCAGUGGAAACAUGUAGUGUACUGUGUACACCUGAGUAAACCUGAACUUGAAAUUGUGUCUCAACAGAUUACAGAAAUGAUAAUGUACAUUUAAAAAUUGUUAAAAACACAUUCACUUGCAUAUGUUCUGUAUGUAUGUUGCACUUGGUAUAUGUAAUAUAUAUUUAUUAUGUUUAUUCUUUUAUUUGGACUGUGUCCUUUAUAUGUAGCUGAUCCUUUCAUCUGUUUUCUUAGCCUGAUCAGUGGAAAAUGUUUGCAGUGUAUCCCGUCACACUGCAGUUUCCGAACAUUGCUCCAGUGUAUCUGCCACAACACUUGUGAAGGAGUGGAUGUUUGUGG